AGUUUCAAAGCCCAAAAAACCGGUCGCACGUCCCGAGAUAGCGCUAGUGCCAUGGCAUCUCGCUCAUUGAGGCCCUUGACGCAGGUGCUGCGCACCUUGCAGCGGGUGCAGAAGGUGCAUCCCAGAGCAUUGCACGCAGGCCGUCCGGCCCUGGACCGGGCGCGCGUCGCGGAGUCCCUGAAAGCAUCGCAGGCCUUGGCGUCUCACCAGUUGCCGGCGGACCACCACAUCUUCGAGGAUGCGGAUUUGGAGCUGCUGCAUAACUUGGGCAUCCAUACCGAGUGGGUGCAGCACAACGCUUCUCCCGGAACCCUCUACGAUGAGGCGCUGCGCUAUGAGAAGGGCUCUGCGAUCUUGUCCACCGGGGCGUUGGCGGCAUUUUCAGGUGCGAAGACGGGCCGCUCGCCGGUGGACAAGCGCGUGGUCUACGAGUCCACUACCUCGGACGAUGUUUGGUGGGGUGCUGUGAACAUCCCACUCUCGGAGAAUACCUUCAAGAUCAACCGAGAGCGUGCCAUCGACUACCUUAACACUCGGGAGCGGCUCUACGUCUUCGACGGCUUUGCCGGGUGGGACCCCGAGCACCGCUACAAGAUCCGCGUGAUCACCAGCCGCGCCUACCACGCGCUCUUCAUGCACAACAUGCUGAUCAGGCCCACGGAGGAGGAGCUGGCAAACUUCGGGCAGCCGGACUACACCAUCUACAACGCCGGGGCCUUCCCGGCGAACCGGGCCACCGAGGGCAUGACCUCGGGCACCUCGGUGUCCCUGAACUUCAAGACCGGUGAGGUCGUGAUCCUGGGCACGCAAUAUGCCGGCGAGAUGAAGAAGGGCGUCUUUACAAUCAUGAACUACCUCCUGCCGAAACGCGGGAUCCUCAGUAUGCACGCCAGCGCCAACGAGGGCAAGGAUGGGGACGUGACGAUCUUCUUCGGCCUCAGCGGCACGGGCAAGACCACUUUGUCCGCGGACGAGCACCGGCUCCUCAUCGGGGACGAUGAGCAUGCGUGGACGGACCGGGGUAUCUUCAACAUCGAGGGCGGCUGCUAUGCCAAGGCCAUUGGUCUUACGCGGGAGAAGGAGCCGGAGAUCUGGGACGCCAUCCGCUUCGGGGCCUUGCUGGAGAACGUGGUCUUCGACUCCCGCACAGGCGAGGUGGACUACAACGAUUCCAGCAUCACGGAGAACACUCGGGUGUCCUAUCCCUUGGAGUACAUCCCCAACGUGAAGAUCCCCGCAGUAGGCGGUCAUCCCAAGAACAUCAUCAUGCUGACCUGUGACGCCUUUGGCGUGCUGCCGCCGGUGUCGAAGCUGACUCCAUCUCAGGCGAUGUACCACUUCAUCUCUGGGUACACUGCCAAGGUGGCCGGAACUGAAGAAGGCGUCACCGAGCCAACGGCGACCUUCUCCGCGUGCUUCGGGGCGCCCUUCAUGGUUUGGCACCCGGCCAAGUACGCGGAGCUGUUGGCCGAGAAGAUGGCCAAGCACAACGUUAACGCCUGGCUCAUCAACACGGGCUGGACCGGGGGCGCCUAUGGCUCUGGCCACCGGAUGAGCCUCAAGGACACCCGCGCCAUCAUCGAUGCCAUCCACUCCGGGGAUCUCGCAAAGGUGGAGUAUGAGAACAUGUCGCGCUUCAACCUCCAGGUGCCCAAGAGCUGUCCCAACGUGGACACGCAGAUCCUGAUGCCCAACAAGACCUGGAAAAACCAGGAGGAUUUCGAACACACUGCGGUAAAGCUGGCGACCCUCUUCAAGGAGAACUUUAAGAAGUUCGAGGAGGGCUGCUCCGACGACAUCCGCGCUGCUGCCCCCGAGUGAGGCGCAGGCGCUCCGGGCGCCUUGCCGCUGCGCGCUUGGGCCGCCGCGGCGGGGCGCGAAUUCUUUACGCUUGGCCAGGUUUGCAUGGAGUGCUCCACCAUGGCAUGGCGAGAUGGAAGGCGGUGGAUGCAAAGG
Messenger RNA from Effrenium voratum, 1956 nucleotides. Lineage: Eukaryota; Dinophyceae; Suessiales; Symbiodiniaceae. The record is from the annotation of a GenBank genome assembly.